Molecule: messenger RNA, 1262 nt
Organism: Setaria italica (foxtail millet)
Lineage: Eukaryota; Viridiplantae; Streptophyta; Magnoliopsida; Poales; Poaceae
Product: O-methyltransferase ZRP4
Exons: 2
Coding region: 53-1153 (366 amino acids)
Biological process (GO): methylation
Molecular function (GO): O-methyltransferase activity; protein dimerization activity; S-adenosylmethionine-dependent methyltransferase activity
Source: RefSeq, a predicted model, not a curated record
UUGCACCCACGAGGGAGGCUAUAACAAAUUGAGCAAAACAGAAGCACGCACCAUGGCGCUCAGCAAGGAGCAACACAGCAGCAGCGCUGAUCAACAGGCCGUGCGGCUGGAUGCUCAGGUCCAGCUCUGGCACCACACCUUCGGCUACGUCAAGUCCAUGGCGCUCAAGACCGCCCUGGACCUCCACAUACCCGACACCAUCCACCAACAUGGCGGCUCAGCCACCCUCCCACAGAUAGUCACCGAGGUCACACUCCACCCGUCAAAGAUACCAUGCCUGCGACGCCUCAUGCGUGUUCUCACCGUCACCGGCGUCUUCAGCGUCCAGCAUCACUCGGCCGACGGCGGCGGUGAUGAGCUUCUGUACGGGCUCACUCCGGCGUCUCGUCUUCUCGUCGGCUCGGCGCUGAACGUGAGUCCUUUUCUAACCUUGAUGCUCGACACCCUCUUCGUGUCUCCCUUCCUCGGUCUCCGCGAGUGGUUCCAGCACGAGAUGCCCAAUCCGUCACCCUUCAAGAUGGCCAAUGGACGGGACCUCUGGGACCUGAACGACCACGAUGCAAGCUUCGGCGAGCUCUUCGACAGAGGGAUGGUCGCGGAUAGCGACUUCAUCAUGGACAUCGUGGUCAGGGAGUGCGGCAACGUCUUCCAGGGGAUUAGCUCCCUGGUCGACGUCGCCGGCGGGCUCGGUGGCGCUACCCAGGCCAUCGCCAAGGCGUUCCCGCAUGUCGAGUGCAGCGUGCUGGAGCUCUCACAUGUUGUCGCCAGAGCUCCCACCGGCACCGAUGUGAAGUACAUCGCCGGUGACAUGUUCGAGAGCAUUCCGGCGGCAAACGCUGUCUUCCUCAAGUGGGUCAUGCAUGACUGGGGUGAUGCCGACUGUGUCAAGAUUUUAAAGAACUGCAAGAAGGCUAUACCCUCUAAAGAAAGAGGAGGAAAGGUAAUAAUAUUGGACAUCAUGGUUGGAGCAGGGUCAUCGUCAGACCAGAAGCAUGUGGAGACGCAAGUCUUGUUCGAUCUCUUCAUCAUGUUUAUCAAUGGUGCCGAGCGAGACGAGCAAGAGUGGAAGAAUAUUAUCUUUGAAGCUGGAUUUAGCGAUUACAAGAUUAUACCUGUUCUAGGUGUCCGAUCAAUAAUCGAGGCCUACCCAUAGAAAUUUAUGUAAUAAGUAUGUGUGAGGUCUGCUCGGGCCAGGAAAAUAAUUUGGUAACUAAAAUAUGAAAUUUCAGAAAUAUUGUUGGAAUUUCGGCACAUAUUUUUUC